This is a messenger RNA of Vicia villosa (hairy vetch), 3061 nucleotides long. RefSeq names its product pre-mRNA-splicing factor 38-like. The record is from RefSeq and is a predicted model, not a curated record. NCBI's taxonomy places the organism in Eukaryota, Viridiplantae, Streptophyta, Magnoliopsida, Fabales, Fabaceae. The transcript is spliced from 6 exons. Gene Ontology annotation, cellular component: precatalytic spliceosome. Bases 424 to 996 code for a protein of 190 amino acids.
CUCUCUUCUUUCUCUUUCCCAAACCCUAAAUAAAUAAAAGGAUUAGGUCUUUUGGCGUGACAUUUGAGAUAAAUGGCCCAGAGUUCUUCUUCUCUUUGAUACAGUAAACACAAAAUUAUCAAUCUUUAACAUUCCACCAUUCACUCAAACAUCAACACCGAAAUCGGAAAACAGUAGAGGCUGAGCUCCUCGCGGCGGCGGCAGAUUGUGAUUGGUGCUAUGGGUCACGAGCGGCUGACAGCGGUGGUGUGGGGAUGGUCGAGAAUGGAUCGAAGCAGGAUGCGUCAACGUCGGAGAAGGGGCUUCUCCGGAUCUGAACCAGAGCGGCGCUGGCGUGUGAUGGGGUGAGAACGAGUUGCGAUUCAAUAGUGGUGGAUCGUUGUUCGCUGAAGGUGAUGUCGCUGGAGUUCGGUAUGUUUGUUGAUGAAACUGCGUCGGCGUCGGAGUUGGGCGGCUACGAUUAGAACAGUUGCGAAAUUGCUGAAGGUCGUCGCGGCGGAUACAGGAGGGAGUGAUGGCAGUUCCGGCGUGGUGUUGGAGCCGUGGAUACUGUUGCAGUUAGAUGAAGAUUUGCAGAGAGCCAGAUGUAUUGUUGUUGAUGGUGAUGCUUCUUUGCUUCUUCCAGGACAUGCUCACGAGUUUAAUUUAACGCAUGUUGAUGAGGUCAUUGAUGAACUUCUCACAACAGAUUAUUCAUGUGAUAUUGCUAUGCCGCGCAUCAAGAAAAUGUGGACUCUUGAAUCUCUUGGUUCAUUAGAACCUAGACAAAGUGCACUUGAAGAGGAUUUUGAGGAGGAAGAGGAGAAUGAGGAUAAUGAACAACCUGCCGAUGAGCUUGAAGAAAAGACCCAUGAGAAGGAUUAUUAUCGUGGGAGAAUCCCUGCAAGGGAAAGAGAUAGGGAUAGGAGACGUGAAAGUCAUAGACACAGGUUUCUCUGCACUGACAGUGUGCAUUUGAGAAGUAUGAUGGGUCAAACAGCUAUGUUGCAUUGGUAAAUAUUCUUCAUGAUCAUGGUCUGUAUAUUUAGGAUUGGAUCUGCCCUUUUAAAUAAAUGUUGGAUUAUCAUUGCCUAUUUUUUAAAUCUGAGUUUAAUAUAAAUAAUUAGCCACAUGGUUAUAAGUUAUGACUAUUGAACAUCUAUGAGAGUUUAAAUUUUAUUCCAAGCUUUUAGAUAACAAAAGAAAAUUCAUUAGUCUAGAACAAAAGUAUAGUGCAAGUAAAUUCAUUUGUCUUAGAUGUGUGUGGAGUGUGAAUAACAGAUGAAAGAUUGAUCAUUAUGAGAUUAUGAAGAUUGAUGAUGCUGAAGGUGUUGAAGUUCAGAUUUUUGAAGAUCCUUGGCUGUUUCCAACUUGCUCUGGGCAGAGAAGGUGUUGUCCUUGCUGCCAUGAUGCCCAAUGCAAGUACUAUUUUCUGCAGAUUUGGUAAUGAAGAUGAUAAGCAAAGAUCUGAUUGUCUCAAAGUGCAAUUUUGCCAUUCUGAUGGUGACCUUUUUACUCUUCUCUCUGUGUACAAAGAAUGGGAGGCUCUGCCUCGGGAGAGGAGGAAUAAAUGGUGUUGGGAAAACAACAUCAAUGCUAAAUGUAUGUUAAAUGGUGUUGAUGUUAGGUAUAGUUUGAAUUCUGUUAGUGAAGUUAGUUUAGAAGUUAAACUGUUAUUAUAGAAUUGUUAUGCAGAGUUAUGAAGGGGAAUUCUAAAUUCUGUUAAGACUAAAAAAACAGUUAAAGUUAACCUCUUUUCUUCUUCUUUUGAAUAUGAUUUGUGGGCUGAUGAGUGGUUGUGUGCAGGGAGUUGAUUUUUGUUUGAUGUGCAUUGUGUUGUUAUGGUUGGCUGGAUGAAUUUUAAUGUGCCUUCGUUCUGAUUUUCUGUCUUAAGCAAGUGUAGGUUCUGACUUUGGUUUAUGUUUUUUUCUAUCAAGUGCAGGGCUGUUGAAGGCUUUCUUCUCACUAUGAGUAUGCUUGAACUUUUUCUUCUGUUGUUUGCAAGAAAAUGAGUCUUGGAAGAGAAUGCAGUAGCUGCUGAAGAAAAGAAGUGUGAUAAUAACUGUUUGAGAAGUAAUGGUAGAUAGCUUAGGGAUUUAUAAUUUGGGAAGUUAGUUUUAGAUGCAUAGGUUCUGUUAUUGUGGAUUCAGUUUUCUAUUUGAGAACUACAUGGCAGCUAGCUAGGUUAACAUGUAUUUUCAAUCAUUCAACAAAAUAUUAAAAUAUUUGUAUCAUUUGAUGCAGCUGGUAAUAAUUAUUGGUUUUUGAUUAUUAAUACAUGUGCAUAUAUAUAUAUAUAUAUAUAUAUAUAUAUAUAUAUAUAUAUGAUACAGAAAUAAACUGUGGCAAGAUUAAUGGUUUAGAAUGCAUAACAUAUAACCACGGUUUUAAAUUUGUGGUCAUAACCAAACCGUGGCUAUAUCUUGAACCAAAACUGUAUGUAAAACGUUAAACUGAAACCGUGGCUUUAUCAUAUGGCCACAGUUCUGUAAUCAUGGCAAAUAUAAACCGCGGCCUUAAUCAAACUACCUAAACCGUGGCCUAAAUAAGCCACGGUUGUCAGAAAGGCGUGGUCUAUACCAAAAAACCGUGGACUUUACUUUAGGCCACGGCCGCAUACUCCACAGUUGGAUUUCCAUGGCCAAACCGUGGCCUCAGCGUUACGCCACGGUUAUUUUGCAUAUAACCUCGGUUUCCUGGGCGUGGCAGAAGCCUUUUUUUUUCUGUAGUGCGUUGUUGAAUAAAUAUAGACAAAUAAAUAUCAGAUAUUGUAAUUGAACUCGACAUAUCCUUCUACAAUUGAACUGAUGAUAGUAUAUACUUCAUAAUUGUUACGUUGCUGUCAAGUAUGUAUAAGUAUUGUGAAAUGUAUAUGACGUGAAUAUAUAUUGUGAAUUCUGUAGCAACGCCUCAAUAUUUUUUUGUCUAUCUCAUUUUUGAAAAUGUUAUCCAUCAACCACUAACAGAUACUAAAGAUAAAUAACUCACUGCUAGAACCAACAUAAUAAUGAAGAGAAACUACACCUCGUAUAUUUUGCAUUGCUAUAAUGUAGUGUAAGGCAUUACACUAAAACUAAAUACA